UUUAUUCUUUCAAUGCAAAUCUCAAACCUGGAAAGCAGCAAUGCCUCAGUUGAGCCAUCUUCAAAUUCACAUUAAUGAUCAACAAGCAUUCUUUGUUAAUGAGAAUAUUAUAUGUGCUUACUCAGGAACGUUGAAGAAGAUCAUUAAGCAGCAAAAGAGAAGAACCCAGAUCGAAAAUUCAGUUAUAGAACUCAAUAACUUUCCAGGAGGUCCAAAUGGAUUUGAGCAAGUUUCAAGAUUCUGCUACAGCAAUGGCAGAGUUACAAUCACAGUUUCCAAUGUGUCACUACUUUACUGCUGUGCAUUCUUUCUUGGUAUGACUGAGAAAGCCUCAACCAACAAUCUUUUGACACAAACAGAAAAGUUCAUUGAAGGAAUGUUUUCUUGGUCCUGGAAUGAUAUAGUUAUGAGUCUAAGGAGCUGUGAAUCAUUUUUUUCAUAUGCAGAUUCAUAUGGUCUAAUCCAAAAGCUCAUUUUUGCACUGUUAGCAAAGAUUGCUCAGAAUUUAGAUGUGAAUUUCAUCACAUCUUCAUCUUCAUCUUCAUCUUCUCCUGAAACAAGCUAUGGCAUCAGAUUCUCUUGCACCUCCAAAGGGACUCCUAAGUCAACUAGUCCAAGUAAUAUAUCAGGCAAUCCUUGGUGGUUCGAUGACUUGACAAUACUAAGUCCAAAGAUUAUUGAAAAAAUCAUCAGGAAUUUGGGUGCUUAUGGGAACCAGAACAACAGUUUUACAUUCACAAGGUUCCUUCUCCAUUACCUGAAAAGUAGACCCCAAGGUUCACCAAACUCAAAAUCUGAAUAUAGUGGUCUGGCGGACACAGCUGUUCAUGGGGUCAUCCGGGUAGGAAAAACUAAAUUUUCUUGCAGGAAACUGUUUUGGGUGUUGAGAGUGGUAUCUGCUUUUAGCCUUAGCAAAAAUUACAGGGAAGGCUUGGAGAGAUUGAUUGGUGAGAAUCUCGAUGAAGCAACUGUCGACGACUUAUUGGUAUCUGGACAUAAGAAGGGUGUUUAUGACGUUAAUCUUGUAAUAAGAUUGAUAAGAGUAUUUGUCAGAGGUGAAGGAGUCUCUUUACAGAAGAUGAAGAAGCUUGGAAGAUUGAUUGAUAAGUACUUGAGAGAAAUAUCUCCUGAUCAGAACCUCCACAUCUCUAAGUUUCUUGCAGUUGCUGAGAGUUUACCUGAUGAUUGUAGAGAUUGCUUUGAUGGGGUCUAUAGAGCCAUUGAUAUGUAUUUUCAGUCACAUCCUACUCUCUCUUUCGAGGAGCGAUCAAGGCUAUGUAGAUGCCUCAACUACCGAAAGCUUACAUUUGAAGCAAGUAAAGACCUGGCCAAGAAUCCUAGAAUCCCACCAAAUAUUGCUGUUCAAGCACUCAUGUCACAGCAAUCCAAAGUACCCCAAAAUGAGUUUGUAUAUCAGAGUCCCAGCAGCGGCAGCAAAGGCAGUCACUCCCAUCUGGUCUUGUUCAAUGGCAGCAUAGACUCAGAAGGGAAUGAAGGUCUGAAACUCAAUUUGCAAAAGAUGCAAUGGAGAGUGGUAGAGUUGGAGAAAGCAUGCAGGAAAAUGAUGGGUCAGAUGUCAAGGUUGGUGGGGCAUAAUUCUACUGUUAUUACCCCUUCUGACAAUGAAACUUUGCCUAGAUUUUGCUGAAAUAUCUUUGUAUACUUGCUGAAAAAAGGGAUUAGUUUUGGAGAGAUUGGGUCAAGGGAGAUUCACACUCUUCUUUUUUCUUUUAAGGGUUGAGAAAAUGUAUGAUUACUUUAUCCUAUUGUAAAGUAAAUUUGAAAGUAAAA
Molecule: messenger RNA, 1791 nt
Organism: Durio zibethinus
Lineage: Eukaryota; Viridiplantae; Streptophyta; Magnoliopsida; Malvales; Malvaceae
Product: BTB/POZ domain-containing protein At3g19850-like
Molecular function (GO): protein binding
Source: RefSeq, a predicted model, not a curated record